AUGUGCACGAACGCGCGCCGAGUUUAUGUAUUGAUCGACCGCCAUAUUAGUCGCGGAGUUUUCUGCUGUGAGGGUGCGUACCGAGGAUUUGAUUGCAGUCAGGCUAGUGUCAUGAAAAAAAAAGUACUCGAAGGCAUCAGGCUGGGAGGUAGGUUGAGCGAAGUUGUGGGUCCCGUCGUGGAGGAGGCCAUUGAGCCAGGGGAUGCGACCCCGCUGACGGGACCCGUAAGGGAGGUCUCUAUUCCGCGAGCGCCUCCACCACCCCCGCGAAUCACGACUCCGAGUCCUCCGCGGCCGCCACCUCCGCCUCCGCCGCCUCAACAGACCCAAGUGAGGAUCCAGUCCCAGGAGCAAAUCCAGCCUUUGGUCCAGGUCCAGGUCCAGAUCCAGGAACAGCCAUUGCAAGUUCACUACGCCAAUCCCUCGGAAACGGUGAUCACGCAGACAACUACCGGGUUGACUCUCACCAAAAGCCACAGCUCCGCUCAGAUAAAUCAGCACCAGCUCCACCACCAGACCAGCGAGCCCAACAACCUCACCAUGGGCACCGUCCUGUCUUUCAGUCCCAAAGAGCGGAGGAACUCCUCGGUCUACCCGCCGAUCGGCAGCCAGCAUGCCAAUGAUUUUACUCUCAAUAAUUUUAAUUAUGAGCAGCUCAACAAUGCCAAGAACAGGGAGAACAAAAAUGUCGCGGCCGUCGCUCCUGCUCCUGGGAACAACACUUCGCUUCAAAAUAAUAAUAUUAAUUUGAACAACGACAGCGCGAGGAUCAUUUCGGAGAAAAAUGCCCUGGAGAAAAAUUUGAAGAAACACUCGUUGUUUAUUAAUGCGUUGUCCUGGAGACGGUUUAGCACUACUAAUAAUAAUAAGAAGAAACUUGAUAAUAAUAAGAACAAGAAUAUCACUUUUAGACAGCCGCUGGAUAAUAUUCCGAUUGUUGAUAAGAACAAAAAUAUUCAGACGCCUCAGACAAAAGCACCAGCGUCGAACAACAAUCACACGACGCACAAUUUAAAGUGUGAGAAAAUAUCGGAGCGACCUCAGCCAGCAGGGCCAAGGAAAACCGUGAUCCAGGCCUCUACUUCCGAGCUGUUGAGGUGUCUCGGAGUUUACUUGCACGGGAAAUGCACAAGGUUGAGAGAUUUCCAGGCUGGGGACGCUGUCAUGUGGCUCAGAACUGUCGACAGGAGUUUGCUGCUUCAAGGAUGGCAGGACGUCGCGUUCAUAAACCCGGCGAACGUGGUGUUUGUGUACAUGCUGGUUCGCGAGCUGGUGGACGGAGAGGAAGCGUCCGAGCGCGAGCUACAGGCGACCGUCCUGACGUGUCUGUACUUGAGCUACAGUUACAUGGGGAACGAGAUCAGCUACCCCCUGAAGCCGUUUCUGGUGGAGGAUAGCAAGGACAAGUUCUGGGACCGGUGCCUGCUGAUCGUUAACCGACUGAGCUCCAAGAUGCUGCGCAUCAACAGCGAGCCCGGAUUCUUCACGGAAAUCUUCACCGAGCUCAAGGUAUAUGACACCCCCUGGAGGCGUCCGCCUGCGGAACCGGAGAACGCGGGAGUCUUACUGGUGGGGGUCUCGAGCGAAGUCUCGUCGUCUCCGGAGUCGCGGUUCCAACCAAGGCAGCUUGACAAAGCUACAGAGAACUCUUGGGCCGGAUCACCAGAAACGACAGCCAUCUCGAGCCCAUCUGACAUCCCGCAGUUCGAGGAGGAGUCGCGUUCGCGGCCUGACGUGUCGCUGACUCCGUCGUCGUCACCGCCGGUCCCGUCCACCUCAGGAGCCUCAACAUCAGCCCAGCAGCGCCACCACCUCUUCCUCCAGCCUCCCGAGCGCCCAGUCUUGCAGCGCCGCAGAAGCAGUGCCGGGUUGUCAGGACGCUGUCCAGAUUGUGGUAAGAAGCGCGAGGACGCCAUUUCGUACACGAUCGAGGACCUCGACGCGGUCGAUUCCGCGCCUCUAGAGAGUGUCUUCAAGGGACUGGUCUGCACUUGCGACCAAAAGGCGCCACCUUGUCCUCCCGACGUCUCCCCGCUCUUCAAGAAGCCUCACCCUGACUUGAGGAAGUACCGGAGCGUCGAGACCUCGGCUUCCAGGUGGGGGAGCAACUACCUUUCUCCCGACGACAUCUGGGACCUGAAACGUCCGAGCUCCGAGGAGAUUACCGAGUACCGGUGGGAACUCAGCACCUCCAGGACCGACGUUGACCUCAACCGUCGCACCAAGUGCAGUUGUCAUGACCUCACUCCCGAGGAAAAGCGGCACCCCGACCGCGGGGACCUUCGGAAGCACCACAGUGCUGAAACCGACAAAUGGUCCCUCAGGCCCGAUCACCUCAGUCCGCCUCACGACCUCAGAAAACACUCGAGCGACGCGUCAGGCAUGGCCCGGGACGGUCCCCAACCAACGGCCAAGACCCUCAAGGUCCCCGAAGUUUUGCCGAACCCGAAGCCAAGGUGCACUUGUCCGAAGCCGAAGACCUUGAGCCCUUCCCCGGUCAAUGAAAGGGCCCAAAGGUUCCAGGACCAGGAAAACCGGGUCCUCUUUUCCAAGUCCUUGACUCCUGAAGAGGAAGCAGCCUCAGAGCGCCCGGAAUUGAAGAAACACGCCAGCGAAGAUGUUCGGCCGGUCAAGAAAGAACGGGGAAGGUUGGUCAAGGAAAAGGCUAUCGUUGGAUCGAUAAAAAAGCCCGAAAGAGAGGUCACCAAUCCUGAUGAACGCAAGGCUCAAAGGUCCAGGUGGGCCGGAAUGACCCACUUCUCGCUCCAGCCGGAAAAGAAAGAAAUAAAGUACGGAGAUCCCAAAAGCAAGAGCCUAAAGGAAAAGCAGAGGUACAGUGUCAGGAGAAGCUUGUCCCCUGAACCGGACCCGCGAGCUAUCGUCAGGGUCAACAGCAAGAUUGUCAAGCGGCUGAUUUCACCGGAAAUCACGAUCACUGACGCCAAGUGGGCGCCUUACGAGGGGUACUCUCCUUUACCAUGCGUCGGGAUCAAAACUCGCGAGCCCAAAAGGAUCAGCGAGAUAAAAUGGACGCCCUACGACGGGUCUGCUUCGGAAUUGAGCAUCCUGGAGGUCCCUGAAGAAACUGAGGCGAACGACGAGUACCAUAUCACGCCGACUUGCCACCCACCGCCGAGAGCUACUGAGCUGAAGGAGGAAGAAACUGACGAGGAGCGAGAGCGCUGGAGGUUUUUGAACCAGAUCUCACCGUUUCCGAUCUACCAGGGCGCGUGGAAAGAUGAGUCGCCUGAGCAGUCUCCCCAGAGGGUGAUCACCCCGGAGGACCUGGAACCUCCGAUUUGGAAGCCCAUGGAACCUAGUCCUGUGAGGGCGCGCACUCCUUCGCCGGUUUAUCAAGAACCUGUCAAGCCUGUUAAGCCUUCCAAGGAGUCCAAGCGGAAGAAGUUCAGGGGAAAGGCGGAGAGCGUCCAGUCGAGGAAGGAAAGCCUCCUGGUGCCACCUACGGUGAUCGUCAGGGCGGCCAGUGAGGAAACUAAGCGGCAAAGGCCAGCCUUGACCAGGUCGAAUGCUUUUCUGGAGCUGCCACGUGGGAAAGGGUUCGAUCCUACCAAGCGGUCGCUCAGUGAGGAAGUUCCCAGGUCCAGGGCUCGGGAGGCUCAUCGCGGACCCAGCAGGGCCAAGAGUGAGGAAGCUUCUAGGAAUCCGUGGGGUGAUGAGGGGGAAGUUCGCCAGUAUGUAACGACUGUUUAG
This is a messenger RNA of Cotesia congregata, 3711 nucleotides long. NCBI's taxonomy places the organism in Eukaryota, Metazoa, Arthropoda, Insecta, Hymenoptera, Braconidae. The record is from the annotation of a GenBank genome assembly.